UCUAGUUCUCAUUUAAAUUUUGUUUAAAUUUAUUUCAAAUCAACACAACAAUCGCAGCUGCUUUUCGUUUUCUUUCUCUAAAAGAAAAACAGAUUAUUUAUUAAUAUACGUUUUUUUAAUUUAUCAAUAAACUAUUAACUAUAUCCAAACUAUCGAAGAAGGAAGGAAGUUUAAAUCGAGUGGAAACUUUUGAAUUGCUACCCAAGGCUACUUGAAUAAAUCUUUGCAACAACCACGUAAAACAAUUCUUUUCGGACUCUGAACUAAACAGAAAUUUAAUGUAACAUCGCUUUUUUUGAACGUUCGUAAGAAAUUUGAGAGGAAACAAACAAAAAAUAAGCAAUGGAUGUAAACGAUAGCUUAUUCCAAGCCGUCCUUGAGGGCAAUGUCAAUCUUGCUAAAGAAAUUAUAACCACUUAUGGAUUAUCGUACUCCAAAACAUGGUCCAUGGGAUAUGCCUUAUUGUGUAUUUCUACUAAAAACAGACUAACAGAAAUUACAAAAUUACUUCUCACAAGCGGUGCCAAAGUGAACGACCCCGACGGCAAUAACAAGCGCAGGAAAUUCCUGGACACUCCGCUACAUUUUGCUGCCUUAAAUGGUCACUUGGAAAUUGUGGAAAUGCUUCUAGACAAAGGCGCUAAUAUUCAUGCAAAAAACCAAUAUGGUGCAACCCCACUGCAAGCAUCAAUAUUUCGAAAUAAGCUGGAUGUAGUUGAGCUUCUUUUAAAGCGAGGAGGUGCACCUUUAAAUGAGAAAAAAAGCAACGGCAUUACGUGUCUUCAUAGAGCCGUUCAAAAAGGUAGUCUGCGUGCAGUCGAAAUGCUUUUAAAAUACAAAGUCAAUGUUAAUGCCGUAACUAGAACAUACCGAAGAGAUGGCCAAACACCUUUGCAUUUUGCCGCUGAAAAGGGCAACGACCGAAUUGUACAAUUGCUGCUUAAAAACGGCGCAGAUGUAGAGGCUAAAGCCAAAGGACUUACUCCGGUCUAUUUUGCCGCACUAAACAGGAAAGCCAAGGUAGUCAAACAGUUAUUAGAACAUGGAGCAAAUGUUGAUGCCCAAGAUACAAUGGGCAAGACUAUACUCUUACUAGCUGUGGAACUGGGAAGCCUUAAAAUGGUGGAGCAUAUACUUAAUCAUGGACCCGAUUUAAACAACAAAUGGAACUGUAUCGCACUGACCAGAGCUAUUUUUGGUGCUAGGGAGCAGUACAAAUGUAUAGUCGAAAAACUUUUGGAGUACGGAUUCACUUAUGAACCCGACUACAAGUUGCUGCAGGAAGCUACCGAGAAGGGUUAUACAAAAAUAGUUGAAAAUUGCUUAAACAAUUUAUCGAAUGCGGAGAGCUUUUUAACUAAUCCUACUAAGACGACAACAUUACUACAUUCUGCAGUGCAGAAGAAACAAUAUGCAAUUACUGAGAUGUUGAUCAAAUUCGGAGCGAACGUUAACUGUGUUGAUGAAAAGGAUAAAACUCCGAUGUAUUAUGCAACAGGGAACGGGGAUAUAAAAAUGGUUAAACUAUUGCUGGCAAAGGAAGCCGCUGUUACAAAUUGUCCCGGACUGUUGAUAAACGCUGUUAAGCAAGAAAACAUAGAAAUGAUACACCUGCUCUUGAAACACAAAGUCGAUGUUAAGGAAGCUGAUAGUUAUGGGAGAACGGCAUUGCAUUAUAGUGCUCUAAAUGAAGUAAAUGAAUGCUUGGACACCAUUUUAUGUAUGGAAUUAAUGGGAAAAAUCAUGAAGGUUGGUAAAAUGCAAUCCCCGAACGAAAAGGUCCGGAUCGCAAAAAUUUUAAUCGACGCUGGUGCCGAUGUCAAUGCCAAAUCGAAAGACGGAAGAACCGCGCUUCAUUAUGCCUCCUAUAAUGCUUACCAUAAUGUGGUUAAACUUCUUUUUGAACACAAUGCAAAAAUGGUUGCCGAUAAUGAGGGCAUGCUGCCAUUGCACCUUAAUGCUUACAACGGCAAUGUUGAUAUUCUGAAAAUGCUCAUCAGCAAAGGAGCCGAUGUGAAUGCCAGGACUAAAUAUGGUACGACUGCUGUUCAUUUUGCAACUGAGGAAAUUAAAAUUGAAUUUUUGGAGUAUCUGUUUCAGCACGGUGCUAAAAUCGAUCAAAAAGAAGACGAUAAUGGUGAAACGGCACUUCAUGCCGCUGCUAGAAUUGAUUGUCUCGAUCUGUUUGAGCUUCUCUUAAAUUAUGGUGCGGAUAUUGAUUGCACUAACAAUCGCGGAAAAACAGCCUUUAACAUAGCAUCCCAAGGAGGCAACCACCGCAUUGUUAAAGCUUUGCUCGAAUACGGAUGUGUUAUGAAAAAUCAGAGCAAAAAGAGUUUCACACCAUUCGAAUCGGCUAUGAUGCUGGACAACGCUUUAUACAAGGACUUAUUUAAUCAUUUUGGCUCGGACGACGAUGAAGAUGAGUACUAUGGUUCCGACUACGAUUACUUCGAUUGCGACAGCGAUUACAAUGCCUACUACGAAUCUGAAAAUGAUGACUAUGAUUCAGAUAUUGACUAUUCUGAUUACGGAAAUAGCAUUUUUUCAAACACUCAAAUAACCGAAACCAAUGAAAUAAUUCAGCAUCAUGUGAUAAUGAUGAAGGCAGCUAAUUUGGAAGUAAAGGACGAAAAUAUAGAAACCAAGGGCACUUCCAGUAAAUUGAGUGAAUUCAAAAGCAAAUGCGAAGAAGAAGUCGAAAAACUUAAGUGUGAAAAAAUUUGUGCCCACACCAAUGUUACUUUCUAUGAUAUCUUAUCGAAGCCCAUCUAUAAUGUUGCUAUUUAUUUAAAAAAUCCUCAAAUUGUUGAAGCUCUCAAAAAAGUUGACAUUAAAAACCAAUUUCCAUUAUAUUAUGGUUUGAUUAAUGGAAAAACCAAAAGAGCAAAUAUCAGGAAGGAUCUUCUCGAUGAAGGUUAUGUAUUUUUCGAUUUGCUUUCAGAUAGUCUUAGGCUACCUUAUAAUUGCAUAGAAAAUAUAUGCAGCUAUCUGGGUGACAAGGAUUUGAGAAUUUUGGCUGAGGCAUCAAAGUCCAAUGGCCAACAAUAAGUUAAUAAAAACACAGAAUGUAUUGGAGCUCUUGAUAAAUGUUGAAACUUUCCAUUGUUUUCGGCUAAGAAAACAAAUAAAAUUGUUUAAAAGUUUUUAUUUUUGUUGAUUUAUCUCAAAGAUUUCAAUGUUAACGAGUUUUAAGAAAAAGUUCCAUUUUCUUUAAUUUCUUUUGUUUCAGUUUUCAUUUUUUAUUUUCAUAAAUCGUUAUGUGUAUAAGAUUGACGUUAUUAAAGUUAAACUUAACAAUAUAAUUGAUUUUUGUACUUUUGUAGUUUUAGAAAUAGAGUUUUCAUGUUUUUUGUUACAUUCGAAUAAUAAUUGUGAAUUUAAAUAAAAAUGAAUUUAAAAAAAGCCAUAAAGUUUAUUAAACUUAACAAUAUAAUUGAUUUUCAUACUUUUGUAUUUUAAGAAAUAGAGUUUUCAUGUUUUUUGUUACAUUCGAAUAAUAAAUAAAUAAAAAUGAAUUUUAAAA
Messenger RNA from Eupeodes corollae, 3526 nucleotides. RefSeq names its product putative ankyrin repeat protein RF_0381. Gene Ontology annotation, molecular function: protein binding. Bases 343 to 3051 code for a protein of 902 amino acids. The transcript has 2 exons. Lineage: Eukaryota; Metazoa; Arthropoda; Insecta; Diptera; Syrphidae. The record is from RefSeq and is a predicted model, not a curated record.